Molecule: messenger RNA, 567 nt
Organism: Penicillium antarcticum
Lineage: Eukaryota; Fungi; Ascomycota; Eurotiomycetes; Eurotiales; Aspergillaceae
Product: putative IgE binding protein
Exons: 1
Coding region: 1-567 (188 amino acids)
Source: RefSeq, a predicted model, not a curated record
AUGAAGUUCACCCUCACAGCCCUGGCCCUCCCGCUCCUCGCCAGCGCAGCCCCAGCCCCAGCCGCCAACCCACCCUUCACAGUAAUGGCCGCCCGCUCCGCAAGCCCAAUCCACUACCUGCAACUCAACGCCGCCGGCCAAAAGUUCUACCUGGGCGGAAACACAGCCAGCUACUGCCCAAGCCAGGUCAAGGACUGCCCAGCCGGAAACCAAACCGUCUUCGCGCCCGGCGGCACCUCAAUGGACACAAUGGUGCCCGGCGGACAGCAGGUGUACAUCGACCCCAAUGGCGCAUUGAGCUUCACUCAGGCCCACUCGGCCAAUAUCCCCGCUGGUUCUUCUUACGGGCCGUUUGCUUAUGAGGCUGGUGAGCCUUGGUCGCACUAUGUUUACCAGGGCUGGGGUGCCAGUGGGUUCAUGGCUUGUCCCACUGAGGAUAGCCGUUGGCAGGUGUUUGGGGCUUUGGCUAAUGCGACUGUCCCCAAGGGUGAUGUUGAUGAGUGUCUUGGCUUCUCGGCUAUGGCUAUUACUUAUGAGGGUGAUGUUCCUGCUUGGCAGUAUAUCUAG